CCUUCCAGUUUGAUGAUUCUCAUAGUCUUUCCUCAUAUCUAUUCUAGAUUCAUAGAUUUUUAAAGCCAGAAGGGGCAAUUAGGUCAUCUAGUCUGAUCUGCUGUAUAAUGUAGGCCAGAGAAUUUCAUCCACUUGCUGCGGUACUAAACUGAAUACAUUUUGUGUGACUAAAGCAUCUUCCAGAAAGGCAUCCAGUCUUGACUUGAAGACUUCAAGAGAUGGAGAAUCCACCACUUCCCUUAAGUUUCCAGUUUCUAAACCUGAUGUGAUCUCCCAGCUGGAACAAGGGGACGACCCCUGGGUCCCAGACCUCCAGGGCUCAGAGGAACAAGAGAUCCUGAGAGGUGCCCUCACAGGUGAGGUUUUUCUCUCUCUGUCCCAGCAGGUGGUGGGAUGGUGAGUGAGACUGAGGAACAGAACCCGCAGCAGAAGGCUGCUGAGCAUGUGGAACGGCACGGGGUACUGUUGCGAAGAUCCAAACGGAAGGUGUCCAGAAGUCAUGAGCAGCAAAAAGGUGGUGAGAGUCAGCAUGGGCCAGAGAGGCAGCAGGGAAACCAGCCAGAAGAGAAAGUGGGUAAAUCCAUUAAUAGUCAGGGAACUCACAAGGAUCUCAAGGGAACCACAGGCCAGCACAGAAUCCUCACAGGAGAGAGAAAAAAAUCCUGCACGGAGUGUGGGAAAAACUUCCGUAGACGUGCAGACCUUAUUAAUCAUGAGAGAAUCCACACAGGAGAGAGACCCUAUGAAUGUAGUCAGUGUGGGAAAACCUUCACUCAGAGUUCAGCCCUUACUAGGCAUCAGAGAAUCCAUACAGGGGACAGACCCUAUGAAUGCUGCGAAUGUGGGAAAAACUUCUCUGACAGAUCAACCCUUAUUCAGCAUCAGAGAAUCCACACAGGGGAGAGACCCUAUAAAUGCAGCGAAUGUGGGAAAAGCUUCACUGACAGCUCAGCCCUGAUUCAGCAUCAGAGAAUCCACACGGGGGAGAGACCCUAUAAAUGCUGUGAGUGUGGGAAAAACUUCACUCAGCGCUCAACCCUUAUUACACAUCAGAGACUUCACACAGGAGAGAGACCUUAUGAAUGCUGCGAGUGCCAGAAAAACUUUAGUAAUUGCUCAGCGCUUAUUUAUCAUCAGCGAAUCCACACAGGAGAAAGACCCUAUGAAUGCUGUGAGUGCGGGAAAACCUUCACGGACAGCUCAACCCUUGUUACACACCAGAGAAUCCACACAGGAGAGAGACCCUAUGAAUGCCAUGAGUGUGGGAAAAGCUUCACUGCCAGCUCAACCCUUGUUACACAUCAAAGAAUCCAUACUGGGGAGAGACCCUAUGAAUGUUGUGAGUGUGGGAAAAGCUUCACUCAGCGCUCAACCCUUAUUACACACCAGAGAAUUCACAUAGGCGAGAGACCCUACAUAUGCUAUGAGUGUGGGAAAAGUUUCACUGACACUUCAACCCUUAUUACACAUCAAAGAAUCCACAGCGGAGAGAGACCGUAUGAAUGCAGUGAGUGCGGGAAAAGCUUCACUCAGAGCUCAGCCCUUAUUACGCAUCAGAGAAUCCACAGCGGAGAGAGACCGUAUGAAUGCUGUGAGUGCGGGAAAAGCUUCACUCGGAGCUCAGCCCUUCUUUAUCAUCAGAGAAUCCACAAGAGAUAGGAACACCAUAAAAACCUUGUCUAAAGCCGACAAAAGAUUUGUUUUUAUCUUUAAUAGUUUUGCUAAUUGCCACAUAGUGAACUUUAAAGCUAUUUGCACCAUUUCCUUCACUGUGGUCCCUCAGCUCCCCCAGUUGUCUGUUUUUGCCUUCUGCGGCUCCACCUUUUUGGAGUUGAAUUCCAUAGUCCUUUCUGUCAACUCCAUAGUCGUCUGGAUCAUGGGAGUUUGUGAGCCUCCUACAAGGGAUGUUCAUCACCUCCAGGUCGGGGAGAUAUACAGGUGACAUCAUCUAGCUAUAUCAAGGUAAAAUCUGCUUGGUUUCAUCCCCACUAGGAUUUUCCAUGGAGUUGGCUAGCUUGAGUUAGCUAUCAUGAUGUAAAAACCUAACCAGUCUUCCAGUAAGGACAUAACCCACGUACAGUCUCCAGGUUAUCCUCACGUCCUGACCUAACCUCCUUUUCCUAGUCUAAGCAAACUUGGAGGAGGGAUCAAAUUUAAACUCUUCUUUCCACUGCAAAAUGAUUGUUAGAGCCUCUGAGUUCACCCUUUGGCACAGAUUUGUCUCAUUCCUAGUUGUCCACAUAUUGCCUUGGGGUGUGCUGAACAAGAAUUGUUUUUGUACCCUUUUUCUCAUAUAAAAUAGAUUUAAAUUGAACAAAGAGCGAGAGUGGUGGGGGAGAGAGGGAAGUGUCAUUUCAGGCCCUGGGACACCUGAAAAAGAUCAAGGUAUUCCAUGCUUCCCCAUCACUCCAGCACUCUUACCUUCUGUCUGAGCUAAGCAAGAGUUUAUGUUCUUCACAUUUUAGCCCUCCACUCCCAAAGUGUCAUGUGAUGCAGUGUCCUCAGCUUUCAUAGUUUCACAAACUUUAAUGCCAGAAGGGACCAUCAUGAUCGUCUGGUCUGACCUCCUGCACAUUGCAGGCCAGAGAAACCCACCCACCCGCUCCUGGAACAGGCCCAUAACUGCUGUCAAGUUAGUUAUUCCACCUCCCUGAGAGGUGGUAGCCCUCCCACCCACAUAGCACUGUCUACACAGGGGAGGAAGGGUUAGGUCGGUAUAACCAUGUCGCUCAAGGGUGUGG
Molecule: messenger RNA, 2741 nt
Organism: Trachemys scripta elegans
Lineage: Eukaryota; Metazoa; Chordata; Testudines; Emydidae
Product: zinc finger protein 418-like
Exons: 3
Coding region: 394-1659 (421 amino acids)
Biological process (GO): regulation of transcription by RNA polymerase II; central nervous system development
Cellular component (GO): nucleus
Molecular function (GO): RNA polymerase II cis-regulatory region sequence-specific DNA binding; DNA-binding transcription factor activity, RNA polymerase II-specific
Source: RefSeq, a predicted model, not a curated record